GGUGCUCCGGCUCCGACCAACAGAGAGGCGCAGCAGCGGAGACACGCAGCCCGCCCUCCUGCUUCCUCCAGCGGUGCAACAUUCAACUUUCUGCCCGGCACACUCGACAUGAGCGGCUUCUGAAGGUACAGCAUCUUUCGGCGCACCAGAGAAAUGAACUGAGGACGCAGAGGAGAGAACACGCGUUUCCUGAGGACAUCUGAGAUUUACAGUGAAACCAUGAGGUCGCAGAGGAGCCUGGGAGUGGUCGCCGUGCUGGGCUUGAUCAGCUGGUUUUGUGCCUUAUAUACGACUACUGCCAUUGACAUCCCACUGGAGGUUUUAGGUCAUGUAAACAUUGAGCAGCUGCCCACCAUCACAGAUCAGUCGCCCAACACUGUCAUCGCCUUCCCUUUUGACGAGAGCUUCUCCGUGACGUGCGAAGCCAAAGGGAAUCCCGAGCCAGAAUUCAGAUGGACAAAGAAUGGCGUGGAAUUUGACCCCUUCCUCGACCCCCGGUUGAUGAAAGAAGAGAAUUCUGGGACCUUUGUGAUACCCAAUAAUGGGAACCUUACAGAGUACCAGGGAAUCUAUCGCUGUUACGCUUCAAAUAAACGGGGGACCGCCAUAUCGGAGGAGAUUGAGUUCUAUGUGCCCAAUGUUCCAAAGUUUCCGAAAGAAACACUGGACCCUGUGGUGGUGGAGGAAGGCCAGGCUUUUACUUUACAGUGUGACCCACCUAAAGGAAUCCCACCUCUGCAGAUCUACUGGAUGACGAUCAAUCUUCAGCACAUAGAGCAGGAUGAGAGAGUUUCCAUGGGCCUGAACGGAGACCUUUACUUCUCUCACGCGGAGAAGAAGGACAGCAGGAGAGACUACUGCUGCUUCGCCGCCUUCCCAAGAAUACGAACCAUCGUUCAAAAGACCGCCAUGUCUGUGAUCGUCAAGACAAAAAAAAGUGACAUGAGUCCUGAAGCUGGUGAGUUGUCUAACGCCAUCCUGGAUAGACGGCCUUCUCUUCUGACGCCCUCUGGUGUCAGAUCAGAGACACAGCUGGUCAAAGGAGAGGACCUGAAAUUGGAGUGUAUUGCUGAGGGAUUUCCAACUCCUCAGGUGGAGUGGGUGAAGAUUGGCCAUCAGCUCCCUGUCAGAGCAAAACUGGAGAAUCAUGGGAAAUUGCUGAUAGUGCCGACAGUUGAACAGGAAGACAGCGGAAAGUACAUGUGCAAGGCGAAGAACCCGUUAGGAGAAACCAUCCACUACUUCACAGUGAGAGUAGAAGAGCCUCCGGAGUGGGUGUUUGAGCCCGAGAGUCAGCUUAGCAUGAUCGGCUCAGAGGUGCUCAUCAAGUGCUCCGCCAGCGGGACUCCUCAGCCGACCAUAACGUGGAGGGUGAACGGUGUACCACUGCAAAACGCUCCAGCAGCCAACAGGAAGACGCUUGAUGACACCAUCAUUUUGCAUAACGCCAAGGAGUCUGACAGUGCAGUCUACCAGUGUGAGGCCUCCAACAGGCACGGCAGCCUGCUGUCCAACGCAAACAUCAUGAUCAUGAAUCUGCCCCCCAUGAUUUUGACCAAAGAAGGGGAGGAUUACUCCGCUGUACAGGGGAAUGGAGUGAUGAUGCACUGCAGGGUCUUCAGUUCUCCUCCUUCCACAAUCACCUGGAGCAGAGACGACUCCUCUGAAUCCGUGGAGGGCCCGAGAUUAAGCGUUCACGACAACGGAUCACUGGAGAUUUACAGCGUGGAGAAAGACGACAUGGGACAGUACACGUGUUUAGCUAAAAACACAGAGGGAACGUCCGCCAUUGACGCCAUGCUCUACGUUAAAGAUCCCACCAGCAUAGUCGUGGCCCCGGAGGACCAACAGAUCCUAAUAGGUACCACGGCCCAGCUCUCAUGCCUGGCAGAGUACGACAAGUCCUUCAGCAACGACUUUCAGCUCCUGUGGGAAAAAGACGAUAUAGAGUUAACCCUCAACUACACUGAGAAUUCAAGAUACUUUGUGGAGGACGGUACUCUCCAGAUCAUCAAUGUAAGCCACAGGGACCAGGGUGUGUACAAGUGUGUGGCAAGGACUCCGGUGGACAGAGCCACGGCCUCAGCGCUGCUCAUGGUGUUAGAUGUCCCUGAUGCACCUGACAACUUGGUUCUGUCUGAACACAAGAGCAGAAGCGUGAAACUGAAAUGGUUCCCUGGGGACGAUCACAACAGCUCAACCACUGAGUUUAUUAUCGAGUACGAGGAAAGUCAGUGGGAGCCGGGAAACUGGAAGGAGCUGCUCCGAGUGCCUGGGAACCACAACUCUGCCGUCGCCCAACUCCACGGUCACGUCGACUAUUGCUUUCGAGUGUCUGGAGUCAACGCCGUUGGGAGGGGGCCUCCCAGCGAGCCCUCGGAGAGAUACAAAACCUCUCCAGCAGCCCCUGACAAGAACCCUGAAAAUAUCAAAAUCGAAGGUCAUUUGCCACAUGAAAUGGAUAUCAACUGGGAGCCCUUGUUACUCAUUGAGCAUAAUGGCCCUGGUCUAGAAUACAAGGUGAGUUACAGAAGACAGGACAUUGAGGAGGACUGGAAGGAACACGUUGUGAAGAGACACUCGUUUGUCGUGAAGAACACUCCCACCUUUGUUCCCUAUGAGAUCAAGAUCCAAGCCAAGAACCAUCAGGGCUGGGGACCUGAGCCCAAGAUACUGACUGGCUACUCAGGAGAGGACUUUCCCUCCGCUGCACCUGAUGAUGUAGCUGUGGAGGUGAUGAACAGCUCACUGGUCAAGGUUAGCUGGAUGCGUGUACACAAGGACAAGCUACAUGGACAUCUGGGAGGCUACAGGAUAAACUGGUGGCGUCUGCGCAGCCUGGCCGAAUCAAAGAAAAGUCACGGAGAGAAACACACUCUGACGUUCCCUGGAGACCGAAACCACGCCACGAUACCAGGACUGACUCCUUUCUCCGAGUACAGCCUCAUUGUCAUGACCUUCAACGGACGGGGCAACGGCCCCGGCAGCCAUCCUGUCAACUUUAAAACCCCAGAGGGAGUCCCUGAGAAAAAUCCUGUUUUCAGGGUCACAGAUGUACAGAAGCACACUGUCUCUCUGGUCUGGGAUCCACCAUCUGAGCCUAAUGGGAUUCUCACCGGGUACCUCCUAGACUAUCAGUUCAUCAACGACACAGAGGAGGUGGGGCCCCAGCGGACUGUAGACAUCAGCAACCCCCGCACCACCAAGUGGAUCCUGCGCGACUUGGAGCCCCUAAGCAAAUACAAGUUCUCCCUGCGCUCUUGCACCACGGUGGGCUGUGGGCCUGUUGUCAGCGAAGAGAGCACAACCACCCUCGAAACAACUUCCACUUCGGCUUCCACUGUUGGCCUCAGCAAGUCAGCUUCCCCCACACCUCCAAGCACUCCAAAGUCCCCAGUGACCAAACCCACUCGUUCUUCCAUAGGUCUGGCCAGCAUCCACGGAGGAAUAUCCACCCAGGGCUGGUUUAUCGGCCUGAUGAGCGCCAUCGCUCUCCUCACGCUCAUUGUGUUGAUCGCCUGCUUUGUCAACAGAAAUAAAGGAGGGAAGUAUUCCGUAAAAGAGAAAGAAGACCUUCACCCGGACGUGGAGUCCCAGGGCAUGAAUGACGACACAUUUUGCGAGUUCAGUGACAACGACGAGAAGCCACUGAAGGGCAGCCAACACUCGCUGAGCAGGGAGAUCAAAGCGGGGGACAGCGGGGACAGUCUGGUGGACUACGGCGACGAGGACGCUCAGUUCAACGAGGACGGCUCUUUUAUCGGCGAGUACGCGGGCCGUAAGGAGAAGAGGGUGUCCGCUGAGAUCAAAGCCGCCGCUCAGACACCCGCGUGAGGAGCGGAACCGCCAUUCCAUCUUUUCCCCGGGACGCCGUUUUCAUUAAACCUGCUGGGACGAACAGAUGAUAGAGGAAGCAGAACAUUAUCCACACCAAGCACAAGUUUUGUGUCAAAUGUAAUGCGUCAUUGCCAACUGCACACUGCCAUUCUCAUUUUAUGAAGCUCUGUUUUGUCAAGUUGCAACAGAAUGACCAUUACUAAAUACUGUGUAUAUAUAGUGUAUAUUCUAUGUGCGGAGUGUCUUUUUUUAUAAUUAUUAUUACACAGAACAUUUAGAGGGCUUGGAUUUUUUUUCUCUUUCCAUUACUUCAACUACAGAACUGUUUGUACAAAUGUUACAAAAAUGUCACUCCCCAUUGUAAAUCAUUACACGCAGCUUUGCCUCUCAUGUCAUCUUGCGGCAGACCACAGACGAGUGGGGGUAUCUAGUUGGUAUUUUGCAACUUGGGAAAUAUUACUGACCUUUUAUAUUUGAAAUGGAUUCAUUAAAUAUGAAGUACAAUAUGUAAGAUGUGUAUAAAGGUUGCUUAUUAACUUAUUUUUUUUCCAGUUGUUUUCUACCUGACAAUUUAACAAGUAAAUUUACAUAUCAUUGUAUAUCAUCAACAUUGGUUGUUGAACCAUAAAUCUCCGGUGAUAUUAGAAGAAAAUAUAAUUUAGUUAUUAUGCCAUGUUUAUGAACAUUUAGAUCCAUCGGACUGUAAAAAAUCACCAAACCUAGACUGUACUUUGUAAGAGAUUUUCUAAAAUGUAAUCCAUCACAGGUCCCUGUGUUCCUGAUUAUACAUGAAUGAGAACUUAACGAUUUUUACAACACUGAAGUUGCCAAUAGCUGCUGUUUAAAAUUAUGACAUAAAUGAAGACUCUCAAAUUAACCCCAAGUUAAUAGGGUUACAAGUUGCAAGUUUUAUAGGAAUCCUUUGGCAUUUUAGGAAAUAAAGUUGGUUGCUUUCUUGCUGACAGCAAUUUAAGAUGAUUGAUACUACACCCAGAAGUCAGCUAGCUCAGUUUAGCAUAAAUACUGGUAACAGGGAAAUAGCUAGUGUGGCUCUGCCCUAAGGUAGCAAAAAUCACCCAACAAGCACCUCGCUGAUAAGAAAUUACUUCUUAUUUGUUUAAUGUUAAUUUAAUACAACCCCUGGAAACCAUCAUUUGUAAGUUUUUUUAUAUAGGUUAAAAAGAUGAGAUAAAAUAUGUAUCAGUGAGUUUUAAAUGUGCUGGCAGGUGGAUUUUGAAUUUCUGGACAAGGCCAGACUAGCUGUUCACAGCUAAUCUAAACCAAGCAGUUGACAUAUGUCUCUUCCUAUGUAACACACAGACUUAAGAGUUUUAUUAAUUUACAGAUAGCAAGCGCAAAAGCAUAUUUCAAUAGGAUAACAAUGUGAACUAUCCAUUUAAAGGGGAUACUGUGACUCUUUGUCUUUCUUCCAAAAGUCUGGAAGACUUGUGGAGAAACAUACUUACAAAAAAUUGCUAAAUUGUCCCCAGCAUGUCAGGCUCUGAAAAGCAGGAUCCUACAUUUCCCAUAAGGCAUUUUAAUACUCUUUUUUACCAGAAUGUCUAGUUCUUUCAAAAUUGAGGUCCCAGUUUGCAGAUCAGGUUUAAAGUAUUUGUGCACCAAGUCUGUAUAUCUCAUCUAAAAUUGUUUCAGGUUUAUACAACCUCAUAUUGUGUCACUUUUACACAUAGACUCUGAAACUUUGGUCUGUCAUUAAAUUUUUAGGAACAAGUUUGAAUGAGCUGGUUGCAAUCAAUUAGAUCACAGAAAUGAUUAUUUUCAAUAUGUGGUCUCAGUUCUGGUAGUGGAUCAAACUGGACCGAUGAAAACCUAAUAGAUUUACUCUAAAUAAAUUUGUACUAUCUAAAUCAAUAUACCCGUGGUGGCAACACAAAUACAGCAUCAGUGCUAUUUUUCAGAGUUGACUCAAGAGCCACAGAGAACAUUGUACUCUCAGGCUGAGUAUCUCUGCAUGUACUGACUUUAAUGUGUGAUUUGAGUUGUUUACCCCUUUAAGAAGAAAGUUUUGUCAUUUCUGCAAUGGAUUUUAGAUCCUGUGUAAUCAGAUUACUGAGAUCUGGUUGCAUGUUUGACACCCACCAACACCGCUGAUAAAACAAGCCUUACUCUGUUAAUACACAUUCAUUAUGUUAUUAGCACCAUGAACACAACAGUCGCAGUGUUUUGUAAAAAUUCAGCCAUUGCAUGAUAAGAAUGUUAAUUGGUGUUUUUGAUGUCAUUAAAUUGCUUUACUUUCCUAUGUGCUGGUUAUGGUCUGACUG
Molecule: messenger RNA, 6119 nt
Organism: Paralichthys olivaceus (Japanese flounder)
Lineage: Eukaryota; Metazoa; Chordata; Actinopteri; Pleuronectiformes; Paralichthyidae
Source: RefSeq, a predicted model, not a curated record